Messenger RNA from Microplitis mediator, 2093 nucleotides. RefSeq names its product E3 ubiquitin-protein ligase RING1 (gene Sce). Gene Ontology annotation, cellular component: PcG protein complex; ubiquitin ligase complex. Lineage: Eukaryota; Metazoa; Arthropoda; Insecta; Hymenoptera; Braconidae. The record is from RefSeq and is a predicted model, not a curated record. Gene Ontology annotation, molecular function: ubiquitin protein ligase activity; chromatin binding. The transcript has 5 exons. Bases 319 to 1728 code for a protein of 469 amino acids.
CCAGAAAGCAGAGACAAAAAGGAAACCGCACCUAAAUAAUAACGUUAAGACGUUAACACCCUUAACACCUAACUAUAACAAGAUGGCGCGCUAUUUCUAUUAAAUUUAUAAUAUAUACAUAUGUAUAUAUAAUUUAUAACUGUGCUGGACAAUUAAAUAUUUUAAAAAAAAAUAAUUGAAUAAAUGAAAAUAGGCAGUACGUUAUGUUAGUGCUUGUAUAAAAAAAUUAAAAAGUAAUAUCACAGAUUGUAAUUUAUUCAACUUUAUGUCUGUAUUGCUGUAUUGUUGUGUUGUUAACCUUAACUUAACAAAGCUAAGAUGGCGUCAACAGAGCAAAUAGGAUCCAACAAAACAUGGGAAUUAUCAUUAUACGAAUUACAUCGUAUAUCACAAGAUGCUAUUACUGAUAAUACUGAAAUAGCAGUUAGUCCAAGAAGUCUACAUAGUGAAUUAAUGUGCCCUAUUUGUUUGGAUAUGUUGAAAAAAACAAUGACAACAAAGGAAUGUUUACACCGAUUUUGCUCUGACUGUAUAAUUACAGCUUUACGAAGUGGCAAUAAGGAAUGUCCAACAUGUAGAAAAAAAUUAGUAUCUAAAAGAUCGUUAAGACCUGAUCCAAAUUUUGAUUUAUUGAUAUCAAAAAUUUAUCCAAGUCGUGAUGAGUAUGAGGCUCACCAGGAACGAGUGUUAGCUAAAUUAAAUAAGUCACAUUCUCAAGCAGCUUUAGUUAAUUCAAUAACCGAAGGUAUUAAAUUACAAAGCCAAAAUAGACCACAAAGAUCUAGAAGAGCAGCCAAUGAAUCAGAAAAUAGCAAUAAUGCAACAAAUUAUUCUACCAACAACAACAAUACUAGCGGCAAUAAUAAUAACAACAACAACAACAAUAAUAAUAAUAAUAAUAGUAAUAGUAUCAACAAUAACAACAACAAUAGUAAUAAUAAUAAUAACAAUAACAAUAACAAUAAUAGUAACAACAACACCAACAAUAAUAUGUCUUCGAAUGUAAGCGCACCCACUACUCCAAAUCCAGUUAACAAUAUUGUUACCAAUCAAAGUGACUCAUCUCAAGGUGCAACAGCAUUAAAUAAUAAUAAUAGUAAUAAUAAUAACAACAACAAUAACAAUAUUAGUAAUGCGGGUGGAACUAAUUCAAAUUCAAAUUCAAUGAAUAAUAUUUUACAAGCAGCAAAUAGUCCAGCAAUUUCUGGUACAACCUCAAGAAAUUCAACAACACCAUCCCCAAAUCCAGCUAAUCAAAUUCCUAAACCAGCAAAACGUCAAAAAAGUCUACAAAAUUCGGAAAAUGAUUCAUCAAGUGCCGAAGCUGAAACUGGUGGUGGUGAUUCAAUGGUUGAUACAGAGGGAGAAGGACCUACUGAGCCUUUAAUGCUCAAUGAAAUUGAAUUGGUAUUUAAACCACAUCCUAUUGAAAUGGCUGGUGAUAAUUCACUUAUUAAAGCACUUAAAGAAAAUAGUAUUCGCUAUAUUAAAACAACCGCUAACGCAACUGUUGAUCAUUUAAGUAAAUACUUGGCAAUGCGAUUGACAUUAGAUCUAGAUACAGAACUACCAGAAUCUGAUAGAUUAUUAAAUUUUUGCAUUUAUAUUGCACCUCAACCUGGCCAGUACAUAGUUCUAAGUGGCGCACAGACUUUACGCCAAGUUAAUGAUAAAUUUUGGAAAGUUAAUCGACCAUUAGAAAUGUAUUACUCUUGGAAAAAAACCUAGGGAAAACCUCGUCAACUAGUGUUGGACGCAAGCUAGUCAUUAAACGCGUCUCUUGAUAAAUUUAAACAAAGUUAAUUUAGAUUAUUACUUGUAACUUAAAAUUUAUCAAUCCAUUUUAUUCUAUUAAACAUUAAUUAUCAAUUAUUAUUAUUAAUUACAUUGGUUUAUUAAUUGUAAUUUAUUUUUUUAAGUUAUUGUAUUUUAUUAAAAAUAUAUCGUAGAUUUAAAUAUGUAUACUUGGACAAGAUUAAAGUCAUUAAUUCACAUACUAUUGGAAUAAUGAAUAUAUAUAUUUAUAUAUAUUAUUAAUUAAAUUUAGAAUAAAUAAAAAUAAGUAAACAUAUGUAAAUAUAUAUUACGAGCAA